AUGCUCCAAAGCCUCCAGCAGCAAGGCAAGGACUGGCCAGAAAUUGCGGCGACUAUGCAGCGCUCCGCUAGCGCAACGCGUACCCGCUUCUUGCGGCUUCGACAAAUGGCGUUGCGUCAGCUAUCACCUCCACGAAGCAGGGUACCGUACACUGCAGCAGAGGACGCUUUGAUCGUCAAGAUGCGCAAUGGUGGCAGUUCUUGGGCGCAUAUCGCAGCCGUAUUUCCUGGCCGAAGUGUUGAAGCUAUCAUGACUCAUUAUCAUGGAAGUCUACGUGGCGGACAUCACCUCAACACCAAAUCUGGUCGUACGUGGACUCCAGAUGAGAUUGUGGAAGCGCAUCGACUCAGGACUGAUGUUGGAAUGAGCUAUGCGCAGAUCGCAGACCGCUUUGGGAGGACCUACCAAUCCAUCUCAGGGCUUUUCAAGGUUUAUGGUGUGCCGAUCUGCGAGGUGUCCUGGAGGGCGAAGCGGUGGAAGCCAGAAGAGGAUCAAAAGCUGCUGAGUCUGCGUGCCCAAGCAGUCCCCUGGCACAUAGUAGCGCUUCAGCUGCCAGGUAGGUCCAUUGCUGCGGCGAGGCAUCGUUUAUCCCAUGCCCAACAGCUACGGACCCGCUCUUCAAGUCCACAAGCUGUCCUCCAGACAGACACGGAACGCCGAAGUGAUGAUGAAGUCGGCUCACCUUCGCUCAAGCCCGACCCUUAG
This is a messenger RNA of Fulvia fulva, 705 nucleotides long. RefSeq lists its product as uncharacterized. The coding region runs from base 1 to 705 and encodes 234 amino acids. NCBI's taxonomy places the organism in Eukaryota, Fungi, Ascomycota, Dothideomycetes, Mycosphaerellales, Mycosphaerellaceae. Gene Ontology annotation, cellular component: nucleus. Gene Ontology annotation, biological process: regulation of DNA-templated transcription. Gene Ontology annotation, molecular function: RNA polymerase II cis-regulatory region sequence-specific DNA binding; DNA-binding transcription factor activity, RNA polymerase II-specific. The record is from RefSeq and is a predicted model, not a curated record. The transcript has a single exon.